CGACAGAAACACACAAGACCGGUGUUACCAGGCGGUUAACAAGAGCAAUGUGAUAGAGAGUUAGUGAGGAAGUGCCGGGAAGUCACAAUCUAAACAGUCAACAAGAUGGCAUCGCACCCGGGAGGAGGCGACCAAGGAAAUACUAAAGAUCAGAUACUGGAAGUGGGAGCUGUUUUGUUAAAAGAUUUCAUCUACGAGCGGGUUCAACGUCAUGGAUACAGCAACCCGGGAGGAGGCGACCAAGGAAAUACUAAAGAUCAGAUACUGGAAGUGGGAGCUGUUUUGUUAGAAGAUUUCAUCUACGAGCGGGUUCGACGUCAUGGAUACAGCAACACUUUGGUGCCAAAGGCACAGCUGGGCGGAAGAGAGCGGUGGGACCCCAUGGAGCUCUUCCAGCAACUGCAGCAGAUCGGACACGAGUUGGACGGCAAUGUAGAGCUCCAGAGGAUGAUAAACGACUCUGCGCUCAGUCCAUCAAAAGACGUGUUCAUGAGAGUCGCCUAUGAGAUCUUUUCAGACGGAAAGUUCAACUGGGGCAGGGUGGUCGCACUAUUCUACUUUGCCUGUCGACUCGUCAUCAAAGCUCUCCUGACAAAAGUUCCUGACAUCCUCAUAACAAUAAUCAGCUGGACCAUGGACUACCUCCGGGAAAAUGUGAUCAACUGGAUCAGGGAGCAAGGUGGCUGGGAGGGUAUUCGUUCCCACUUUGGCACACCCACGUGGCAGACGGUGGGGGUUUUCUUGGCCGGUGUUCUCACCACUGUCAUAGUCAUUCGCAAGAUGUGAGGGGUUUGUGAAGAGCAGACCGUGUGGAAGAUGAGAGGAACUACGACGAAGGGAAAUGUGGACGGGAAUAAAAGCAUGAAAGAACAACUGAAAGAGAGCAGAAAGAAGUUCUGGCAGAGUGACAGAGUUGAACAGCUUGUAUUUGGACAUGUUUCUGCCUAAAUCUCAUCUUUUAAGGAUUGGCAGUUGGACUGAGGACUGAAUGCACUAACGUAGUGCCCAUGAGGACGUUGUACCACUGAGGAAUUUUGCGGUACACAAAAUCGGGAGGGGGGUGGUGGUGGAGAGUUUGUCAGACUGAACAGGAAAUGCAUUUUAAGUAAUUUAUUUUUUACUUGGUACAUAUAAAAAGCGUCACUGCAUUCUGUUCUUUUUUCCCCCCCUUAAAGAUAUAUGGACUUAAAUUUUGAAUGACGUUUAGUUCCCUUUCUGCAUCAUUUUCAUUGUAAUUUUAUUUAAUUUUUUUUGCAGUCGGACUGCUUUUCUGAUCUUCCCAUUCUCUCCAUCAGUUUCAUCAUGGUGUCUGUAUGCUAGGGGAUCCAUUUUUCAUACGUAUUUGUGAGUGUUAACUAGUGUAAAUCUGUAAUAAUCUGCUGGCAAUGAACGUGUUUGGAGGGUGGUCACAUCCCAAAAAAAAAAAGAAGAUAUUUUUUGUUUUACCAAGGAGAUGAUACAGAUGAAGAGAACUUACACCUCUGAUAAUUUUUGGGUUCAGACUUUCCCAAAUAAUUUCUGCCCUUGAAUGCAUGGCUCAACCUUGUUUCAGGAGAUAAUAUAAGUGCCACAGCAGGGACUUGUGUACAAAGUUAUGUUUACAAUCAACAUGAAUCAUCACAUGAAUUCAAAAGUCACACAAUCUCAGCAGCUGAAUCUAAAUUCUUAUCUUGUGGAACCUAUGCUGCCUCUGGGCAUUUUGACCAGCAUUGUGACCUUGAGGAAAAAAAAAAAACGACCCCUGCCUAUUGUUUUUGUGUCGAGACUUGAGCCACAUGUCAUUUCUUGUGGCACAUGGAAGAUGUUGCACUGCAGACGCAGAAAGUACUGGAUUGCUCACAGGUGCUUACCUCACUUCACACAUAUUCCAAGUACUGUAUUUUCCCGUGAGUAAUUCAAACUGCACUCUUUAUCUACACAGCAAAUGGCUUUUUAUACAUUUUUCUUGUUUGUCAGUGCCUUGAUGUUUUUUUUACUAUGAAAUCACUUUGAUAUUCUCAGAUUUUCACCUUUUUCUAUCACAUUUGUAAAGCUGAAAUUAGUUUCCGGUCUCCCUGAAAAUCUUUUUGCAGUGACCUUGUAUGUUGUAAUGGAAAAUGGAAAAUAAAUCUUUUAACUCUUA
Molecule: messenger RNA, 2122 nt
Organism: Larimichthys crocea (large yellow croaker)
Lineage: Eukaryota; Metazoa; Chordata; Actinopteri; Sciaenidae
Product: apoptosis regulator BAX-like
Exons: 8
Coding region: 106-786 (226 amino acids)
Biological process (GO): intrinsic apoptotic signaling pathway in response to DNA damage; regulation of apoptotic process; release of cytochrome c from mitochondria
Cellular component (GO): mitochondrial outer membrane
Molecular function (GO): BH domain binding; channel activity
Source: RefSeq, a predicted model, not a curated record